AAAAUCGGAUGAAAUUACUGAACAACAGAAGAUGACUAAAGCAGGUAUAGUUUCUAUUUUUUUUAAUAUAAUAUUUAUGAGAUUUGAGGACCUCUCAUUUUAGAGACGGGGAGUCAUGCUAGCAACAACUUAGACCUAAAAUGAAUUUGGACUAAAAAUUUUCUUAAUAUCUUAUUCUCUUUUAAUGUGUUUAUGUGAAAGAUUUUAAUUAAAUUAAAAGUAUAGUUUCUACGCUCUUGUAUUUGUUUCUGUUUAGACAAGGUUGUUUGUAUCUUUCAAACUUAACCACAUCACGUUUUUUUAUGACAAAUAAAAUUGUAGCCUUCGUUGUGUUUUGUUAUCAUAAGUUAGUAAAUUAUUUACUCUCUGACAAUUGUUCUUCAAAACUAUAGUGCAUGAUGAAAUGUGGAACAAAUAAAACUCAUUACUUGUGGCUUUCUUCUUUUUGUUUUUGUUUUAAGAUUACAUUUUCUUCUUAACAAGAAAACAAACUGUUUAAUUUUCAGAAAUGGAACAAAAGAUGAUGAGAAUCUUGAAGCUAAUGAAGAACAAAGAUCAAGGAAAAAGUAGAGGAAUGCCAAAGGACUCAAAGAAAGAAACGGAAGUUGUUGGCCUUGUUGAGGAUUUAUACAAAAGUUACCAGUCGAUUUAUGAACAAUAUGGUCAUCUACGAGAUGAAGCUGAAAGAAUCUUUAAUUCCAAAAGUGAAGACGAAGAGGACAAGGAAGAUGUCUCUUCUUCAUCUUCAAGCUCUAAUUCUGAUUCCGAUUUAGAAUAUUUUUCGUCCGAGGAAGUAAACACCAACAACGUUCAUAAUUUACAGGAUGAACGCUCAAACAACUUCCAUGCUCAAAUUCAAGCAGAUGAGCUAGAAAAGCAAAUUGUACAAAAGAAUGAAGCCUUGGCUAAGGUUGAUUUUCUGCAUCGAGAACUAGAUAGUGUACGAAGCCAGAAACGCGAAUUGGAAAAUAGGAAAAACAAGGAGAUAUCUGAGAAUAUGGCUUUGAUAGUUAAUUUGAAACAAGAAAUAUCGAAAAAGAUUGGACUUGAACAGAAGAUUCUGGAAGACAAAGAGAGAGUUCUUGAUCGGAUAAAGGAGCUGGAAACGGAAUUAGACACUCUACAUUACCGAAGAAGGGAAAUAGAAGAACAAAAUAUUCGAAUGAGAUCCGAAAAUCAAUGGCUAAACACUAAGAAUUCUGAAUUGGAGAUGGCAUUGACGAGUAAAGAAACGGAAGCUUCUUCUCAGACGAUCGCAUUGAUGGAGCAAGUCAAGAAUCUAAAACAUAAAGUGGAUGGAUCGCAGGCUGAAAAAACCAAAUUAGAGCAAGAAAUGGAGCGAUAUAAACAAGAAUUUUCUCACAAAUUCUCUGAAAUGGAGGCAGAAAACAACAGAUUGAAAAGCAAAAUUGUCGAUCAGGAAAGAAUCCUAAAAGAAAAGGACGAAACAAUAAUCACAUUUAACGAGAAAUACAAGCAAGCAAGAAAUUGCUUACCCGACGUCGCUUCGAGUCUGGUAAGCACAGAGAGAAAAAUGGAAGAGUUAGCAGAAGAGCUCCGAAGCGGCCUAGAAGAUAAAAUCCGUAUACUAUCUCAGAGAAUUCUCGUAGCAGAGCAACUACACAAUGAAAGCAGAGAAAGCUUCAGAACAAGAAACAAAAGACACGAACAAGAGAAGAGACAGUUUGAACAAAAAAUAGUAAAUCACGAAGCAGAACUGAUGAAACUGGGCAACAUGAACGAAUUCGGAAUGGACAGAAUGGCAAGAAAAUUCGAAGAAGAGAGUGCGAAGCUUCUAAAUCAUAUACUAUGGAUCACAAAGGAGCUUACAUUCGCAAAAUAUUGGGUUAGAACGCGAAACAACGAGUUAAAACAACUGAAAACAAAUUUAACUCGAUUCGUUGCUCAAAUGGAGGAAAAAGAAGAACAAGAGUUCUUGUUAAGAGAGAAACUAUGGAAUCUAGAGGCGAAAAUAAGCAAAGAGGGAGGAGAGAAACUGAAUCUGAUCAGAACGUUAGGACAAUUCGAGAAGAAGAUGACGAAAAUGGAGAAUAUACUGAAGGAGAAAGAUGAAGAAGUGUUCCGACUUGCCGAAGAGAAGAGAGAAGUAAUUCGACAACUAUGCGUUGUGAUUGAUCACCAUCGAAGCCGCUACGAUCAGCUCAAAGACGUCAUGCUCGAAAAGGUCAGAAACAAUAGAAUGAUUUGAGGCUAAUUGUUUUUGUUACAACUAUCAUUUAUUUUACACAUAUAUAUUGUGUUGAAAAAUUUUGGUAAAUGUAAAAGAACUAUGUAACAAAAUAUAUACAUUACAUUACACACAUAACAUUGUUU
Messenger RNA from Cucumis sativus (cucumber), 2334 nucleotides. RefSeq names its product COP1-interactive protein 1. Gene Ontology annotation, molecular function: actin binding. The record is from RefSeq and is a predicted model, not a curated record. The transcript has a single exon. NCBI's taxonomy places the organism in Eukaryota, Viridiplantae, Streptophyta, Magnoliopsida, Cucurbitales, Cucurbitaceae. The coding region runs from base 509 to 2209 and encodes 566 amino acids.